AAUUCUACUUAAAAGUUAUUGAAACAGGAAACAUAUUCAGUUAUUUAAUCUUAAUUUUUUUUUAUCACUGCUAGACAAUAAAAUGGUUUCUAUUCGGUAUCUAAGGUAGUGUUUGGCAAUUAACAAYACAAAGUUGCCUGGUAAUGGAAUCUUUGACUCUACCUGUUGCCCAAUUCACGAUGGCUGGUUAUCAAGUAAACAUCGCUCAAUGUAGGCGUUGUYGCUGUUUAUAAACGUAAAUCAGAAAUUGAUUUCUCUAGAAUUUUUCGCAACAUAUAUUAUUGCGGAAUUAUUUMUCGUUUUCAGUGUAUAUAUUUUGAUUUAGCCGGGUGCAAUGGCCAUUUAGUUGAUGAAAUAUUUAUAUCUGCGGGGAUUCUAUUUUGAUAGCCGCUGGUGCCAUUGAUUUGCGACAUUAAUUAUUCAUUGCYAGCACUUUAUUUCGACUUUGAUAUUUCACCGAUUUAACCUUUGGUAAUUUUCCCAUAUUAUCGUUGUAAAAACGGCUUUAUAUUAGAACAUGGAGCUCAAAUAACAAGGACAAGAGUUUUCAAGUUAUUUUUUUUCGACUUGGGUCAAGAUGGCGUUCCUCAAGGAUCAUUGUUGGGUAGUUUGUUUGGCUGUUUUGUCUUGUUCUUUGUUUGUUAUUGGAAAAAGACAUUCAAAGCACCAUUAUUAUCAUCAACAUCGACAUUCAGAAAACUAUAGAGAAAAUUACGCUUCGAAAAGAAGCGACAUAUCGCCCACUACUUUUCGAAAUGUGUACACGUUCUCUGUCAAUGAUGAAGGAAUUAGGUUAAGGAAACAUGGCCAUUCCAAGGAGUCGAAAAGACAAAAUAUCGAAGUAGCAGAAGUCUUGAAGGAUUUAGCAGAACUAGCAACUGCAGUUUCCGAAGGACCUACACCCGGUCAAAUUCAAAAUGGUGUCGUACAACCGACUCAAAAGGCAACUCCGCAACCGAUAAACGCGGCAGCUGGAACUACCGUAGUUAGUGUUCCCGUCAACCCAACAACWKCAGUGACYUUAUUACCGACCGAUGGAACCGCGACUGAUGGCUCAAUGUCCACAGCUUUGACWAUUGGAAGUACAGUUCCUACAAUUCCUGUAACUAAUGCGACUGCUGCCCCUACUACUAAGCCYCCCAACGAGACUACAGCUCCACAACAAACUACCGCASCUCCCAACAUAACAACUCCAACUACGGCRCCAACAACGGCCGCUCCAACCGAAGUAACGGAGCCUAAUCUUUUAGAGUGGCUCAAGAAAAUGAUUGGACAAACUGGAGGAGGGGCCGGUGGUGUUAUCGUUGGUGGAGGUGGUAUCACCGGUAUACCCGGCAUAACCUUCCCCGGUGGUGGAGGUGGGUUACCCGGUGGUGGUGCUGUCAUAACAGGCGGUGGUGGAAUACCUGGAAUUGGCGGUGGUGGAACUGGGAUACCCGGCAUUGGUGGAAUAUCCGGUAUCACUGAAAUCCCGGGUCUCGGUGGAAUACCCGGUCUCGGUGGAAUCCCCGGUCUGGGCAAGAUCCCCGGUAUCGGUGGAGUAGGCGGUGGAAUUGCAGGCAUUCCUGGUAUCGCCGGUGGAAUAUCUGGUGGGAAUAUAGGUAUACCGGGUAUUUCUAUAGCAGGUCCUGUAAGUCCGGGGGCCAAUGGAGGCGUCGCUUCAGCUGUCUCUGAAAUCAAAAUAUCAGUGUCACCUGAUGGAAAGAUUACAAUCAAUCACCCUAUGUUACCCAACGGACACCCAGUUGUAAUUCCUGGACUGGUCAAUGGUAAAAUGCCUGGAUUAGAUCCUAAAGCUCCGUGUAAGAACAAGAUUCGGUAUUGCAAGCACUGGGCGAAGCAAGGGGAAUGUCUAAAAAAUCCAAAGUUUAUGUUGGUUAACUGCAAGAAAAGCUGCACUUCGUGUGGUAAGUUAAGGCAUCGGCUCUGCCUUUUUCCAGCUCCUUGCGAAGACAAGCACCCAUUGAAGUGUAGUGGCUGGGCCAAGGCGAACGAGUGUCGUAAAAACCCUACCUUUAUGAUGAGAGACUGCUGGAAAAGCUGUUCAGGAUGUGCAAAGCGUGGUUUAUGUCAAUCACAUCCUCGUCCUAUGAUGGAGCUUUGCUGGAGAAGCUGUUCACAUUGUGCCCCUUGUGUUGAUAGCCAACCUGAGUGYGAAGGAUGGGCUAAAAAAGGCGAAUGUCAAAAAAAUCCCGGCUUCAUGCACAAAAGAUGCUGGAAGAGCUGUUCGUCAUGUAAGUAG
Messenger RNA from Exaiptasia diaphana, 2242 nucleotides. RefSeq lists its product as uncharacterized. The transcript has 5 exons. Bases 578 to 2242 code for a protein of 554 amino acids. Lineage: Eukaryota; Metazoa; Cnidaria; Anthozoa; Actiniaria; Aiptasiidae. The record is from RefSeq and is a predicted model, not a curated record.